Didymosphaeria variabile is the source of this 1329-nucleotide messenger RNA. RefSeq lists its product as uncharacterized. NCBI's taxonomy places the organism in Eukaryota, Fungi, Ascomycota, Dothideomycetes, Pleosporales, Didymosphaeriaceae. The transcript has 4 exons. The record is from RefSeq and is a predicted model, not a curated record. Bases 1 to 1329 code for a protein of 442 amino acids.
AUGGGCAAAGAGUUCUUCAACGGUUGGGAGCUAUGGCAGAAAAUGACUUUCGUUCUCGCCUGCGGCAUUGUUGCGACCAUCCUCAUAGGCCUCGUCAAACUGCAAUACGACCGUUAUCGCAUUGCGAAAUACUCCAAGGUCGAGAAGGGCAAACAGGCCGCGCCGACGCCUGAGAUGUUGGAAGCACAGCGCGAAGAGACCAAAGAUGACGUGCCGUUCGGUAUCCGCGCCAUUGAGAGCGGCAUUGAGGUUGACGGUGUCUGGAUCUCCCGCAGCAACACGCCCGUUGGUAGCAGCCGCUCAUCCAUUACCGACUUCAAGCUCCCGCGUAGCCACAACAGCUCUCAGCUCGAGCUUCCACAAGCACUCCUUUCGAGCAAUUCCAGUUCCAAAGCACCUAGCUCCUUCGAUAUGGCUGUUGGCGCCGAACGUAUACUUACCAACGACUCUCGCUCAACGUCACCCGGUCGCGGACGACCACCCGUUUCCAUGAAUAGAUAUAGCUAUAACAUGUCAAGAACGUUACAGGCACUGGAGGGAGGACCUUCCUCUGGACCCUGUUCUUCGCGUCGCGAACCUAUCAGUGACCAACCUAGCUCGGGAAGCUCCCGCGAGAACUCUGGCAAAUCAAGUCGCCGGACGAGCGACGAGUCUGAGUCUCCCGAACGUCGACCAUACGAACCCGCCUACAUCAACCCUAAACAGCGUUCACACUACAUGCCCGUCGACCCGCGAACCGAUCUGGAUCUGCUUCAAAGCCAUCGCAUGUCCCACGUUGCUGAGACCGGACAGCUCACCCCACGGCCACGAUUUAGACCAGGUAAUAGCGGCGAAUGGGCAAGUGUUGCGGAUAACAUUAAGCACCCUGAAGAAAUUGGAACAGUCAAUGGUGUUGACUAUUUUGUGCCUCAACAGAAAUCUCCUUCUCCUCCUCCAGCUCCUGCUGCAGCUCCCCAAGACGUCUCACCAGCCAUGGAGAGCCCUUCCGCAAGCCAAGCCAAGCAAGCCGUUCCUCUACUUGAGAGCUAUGCACCACGACCAUUCUACCUGCCCGACGUCUACCAACCGAAAGGUCCGCAGCAUCAGUUUUCGUACGAUGAGAUGCCGAUUCAGGUGAAUACUUCUCAAAACGAACAGCGUGACGGCAACGGCCAGGUCCUCCGCAAGGUCAACUCCGGCUUCGAGAUCCUCCGCCCGGGUACGCUACCAAGCCCAGAGGAAGAACAGCCGGCGCCAGCUGCAGAGAAACGCCAGUCGAAACGCCUUCAAAAGAAACGUCGGACUUCCAGCUCCGCUUCAAGAACAUCCCACUUCGUCGAACAAGUCUAG